ACUUACUCUUUCAGAAACAUUUAAAACAUAUGAAUUUUCUAGCAGUUUAAUUAAUGAUGUAGAGUGCAGAAUGGUUUUUAUACCUAUACGUGCAAUAAUAUUUCAACAGUUAAAAAUUUUUAAUUAAAAAUUUCAAAUUUUUUUUUGUAAGAAUUUCGUGUAUUUCAUUCUUUUUGGCCAUUCGAGUAGCUACGUUUCAUUUCUCAUUCAAGAAUUAAUUGCGAAUGUUACACAUUACGUGUUUAUAUGAACAUCGCGUCAGUGUAAUACAUCAUUCCUAAUUAUCGUGGAUUGUAAUUAGCGACGUGGACACGUGGUUUGCGGCGGUGGCAUUCAUUUACACCGGAAGGCGAAAUUAAUUACGUUAGUCAACAUACGAAUUCCAAGAGGUUUUAAGAUCAUUGGUAUUUUUGUGGAUUGUUGUCAUUCUACUCAUUUCUCUGACAAUCUUUUAUUAAUCACUAAUAUAAUAAUCAACAACUUCUAUAACAUUUACAAAUCUAUUCCAAUAUAUCUUCACUCCUAUUCUACCGUCUUACUUCUUUAUAAUCCCACGUGCAAUCUUUAUUUCACAUAAGUACCCUCGUAAAACGCUAAUGCAUGUUUAAUAUGCGUUAAUUCGAUUCGUUCUCACAGGUAACCGUUCUCAUUAAUUUCAUAUGAAGUGCAUCACGCAAAGAUAGUCGGUAAAUGCACCUCAAUGUCAGCAUAAUACACUUGACUGAUAAUGAACCGUGAAGGGAAGUUAAUGGAAAACAGUCUCACGCUAUGGCACAUAACAAGGAUAAUGUAAUCCUCUUACGGAAUUUCUGCCUAGAAGCUGAUGUGUCUGCAGAGUACGAUGAACUCUUAUGGUUUUUAUACUCAUAUCGAAGAAAAAAAUUUAUGCCUGGAAAUAAUUCCUCGAUAUUACUGGCUCGUCUCGAUGCAGAAGGGAAUAGGGUGGUUAAUCACAUUCCAACGAAGACUCGAGCAAUUGUCUGUGGACCGUGGUUGACUAUAUCGUUACGCCUGCCCUCUCGUCUCUCGUUAUAUUGAAAUUGAAUUGUUUCAGUUUCCAAGCAACCUUUUAGAAUUACCCUUUAGAGGAGAUUCUGUUUCCUCCCCCUGCGCAUUAAUCGCAAAUGGAAGCGAAUUGGCAGGGUUCACCUCGUGGUUGACAUUUGUUAGAUGCAGCCUAGCGUUUCUGCGCUGUACAGGUGCAAUUUACACGACAAACUAAGUUGCUGCAUUAAUUAAACUCUUCAAGAUUUGGCCUUUUGUAUACAUCGAUUAGAUUUUAGAGAUUAAACUGUUACUUUGAUGUGUUGUCGUGGAAAUAAUCGAGCGGUCAUGAGUAUAUUGCUGGUACGUACCUUCUUUUAUAUAGAUAUUUGCAUUUGCUGUUUUAUCUGUAUUCGUUAUGAGGCGUUUAAGUAGAUUUUAUCGCCCGAGAAGUAUUUCAUAAAGUCUACCUUAAUAUUCAUCUUCGCAUUCUCUUGAUAUUAAAAAAUUUUAUGGACGUCUACGGUGGUACUAUCGUAUCGUGAUAAAAUACCGAGUUAUAAAUGGCAAGAAUUCUUUAGUUGAAUGGUUCAUAGGACUGCAUUGUUCAAGUAAAUGAAUUUGUUCGCCUAAUUUAACAACAAUUUGAUACAGAGAAGGGAGUAUGCUUAAUUGUGCCUUUCGAUAGACUAGAUACUGCGUAGUCGGACGAUAUAAAGUUUCAAGUUAAUUACUUUUUAUUAAACUAAAUCUAAUUUCCUGAACAUUUUUUCUUGACUAGUCAGACAACUAUAAUCGUGAAGCACGGUGCAGCAUACGACACGUCCAUUACUUUCUAAGAAAAAAUAAGGUCAAAGGAGGUUCCAUUAUUAUUCUCAAGCGCGAAAGUCACGCUCUAGUCUCACAAUUGCGGUCGUAUCAGCAACUGGAUCAAAUCUCAUUUACAAUCUAUGUAAACAUCAUGGUGCAUCGUCUUGAAUUAAAACUGGGCGUUGCAUCGAUGAUACUCGAAAUAAUUCCAUGAUCAUCCCCGGUCUUCAACGUCCAAUUACGUACAAGUUGGAACGUUCAUUAAAAAGGAGCAGAGAAAAGGGGAAAAAGGAGCAGCAAAAAAGAAUUUUAUCGACCUAGUUUCGCUUUCGUCUCGGUUUACUUUCAUUAUGCCCUUCACUGCAAAUCGAAAGGAUUUCCGCGUAACUUUCCAAUUACGAUUCGCCAGCUAAAUGAAAAAAUGUUCGGCCGUUCGUGUUUCCUAAUGCGCAAUACGCUUUAAUUAUCUCCUUUCUCUCUCUUUUUUGUAAGCAUUUUAACUACCUUCUUCGCCUCGCCAUGUACACACACGUUUACACGACCGGAUGUCGGGCUGACGAAAAGCGGGCUGUACCUAGGCCAGGAGGGUGGAAAUACUUCGACCCGUCCUCUUGAAAAUGUCAAAGGUUGCCGCGCAAGGCGCAUCGACGUAUCCCUGUUUUCCAGGAGCUAGCAGUCGAACGCGAUUCUAUUGUUCCUGCUCUAUCGUCGAGCAGUAAUUAUCAUCAUCUCCAUUUUGCGCCAUUUCAUGAUUGCAUUCCUUUGGACACGCUAGACGAAAUAUAUAUGUAUAUCUACAGAUCUAUGUCUCGAAGAUCGAAGACGUAAACGUAUGAUUUGUUUCAAAAGAAAUAGAUUCAACAUACAACCAUUAUAUUAUUAGUGGUACAAAAGUAGUACGACAGCAAUAGUACAAAAACUUCAAAUGUAUUAAUGGGAAUGGAAAUUAUUAUAGAUAAGAAUUAUUUUUUUUUGGAUAGAUAAGAAUUUUUAGAUGAAAUGUAACGUAAUUAGUGAAAUUUUCUGAUUGAUUUUGUUCACAUGAUCUUAAUUAAGAUUUUGGGUUAAUCGAUGUUUGGAAUAGAAGAAGAGUCAUUUUAGUUCGCUUUAUCGACCGCACUUCCGAUCUCAAUUUUCUUCGUAAUUUCACUCCUCGCAUUUUCGUUUAUUUUCACUGGUAUUAUUUCUGCCACGAAAACACUGUUCCAGUUUGUUUCUUAUGUAUAUCUGGUACAGUUACCGAAAUAAUUUCAUAAAUAUUUGGGGUUCAUCUUCGAAUCCUUAUACAAAAUCUUAUUAAAACGACGACAAUAACUAAAAAUAAUGUUCUUUCUUUUCAAAGUAGCUGAUUCCAAAGGGAGAGCUGAACAUCGCAGCGAUAUCAUCGUGUAAUAUCGAUUGCGACAAAGUCCUUGUCGGAAGAUUAAUUAUUUCAUUUUCAUUUAACUUCGCGACGAGCAAUUGAAUUUUCCCCAGGCAAACCUUUUACUGAAAAUUACCACCGACUCUGCAUUUCCAAUGUACAGAUAAUGAAAACGCAAAGUUACGUUGCUCCACUCGUUUUUCGUGUCAUCAACGGAUUAAUUAUAGUAAUCCACGAUUCUCAUAAUUAUUUCUUCUCCCGUGGUUUUACGACGGUAGCGGAAAUAUCCUCCUACCUAUCGCAAUAUUUCCUUCUUUAAACUAUCGUACUUCCAGUUUACAACUCGGAGUCGUAAAAAUUUUAGAGGCUUCGUUGGAAAUUACUCGGUUAAUGUCAAAGGUUCGAAGUUCCAUCAAGAAGUUGGAACGUUUCUGCGGAGCUUUCCGUGAAAACGGAUUUAGUGAAAGAAAUAGAUCUUCGUGUGUUCGAUAUUAAAUUAUUGUUAUCUGUUCUUCUGUGUCACCGCUCCCUUGCAUUCUGUUUCCAACUUUCGACACUCGCCACACCACGAUAAUAUUUCAAAUCCUUACUAAAAUUCAGCGAAAAUGUUUUUCGUUUCGUUUUCCUUUUGUUUGCGAGAUUAAAACGCCGGAGAUUAAUGUCACAGCGUAUCCGGUAAUUGUUGUUUCAUUUUAAUGGAGAAAGUUCCGGAAAUUUAUUGCGUAUGAAAAUCUCGACCGUGUUUCUUACCGAGAUUCACAUAGAAAGAAAAACUAAUUACAAAAUAAUGUUGCGGAUAUUGUAACGCUAGCAUAAACCAUGAUAUAUAGACCACUACGUAUUUAUCGCUUUCUACUGACCCCAGACAUUCUGGCGCUUCAAUAAACUACAUUUCGAGUGCUGAUUCAUUUAUUCUACUGCGCAUUUAUCCAUACGAGGUGUCUUACUUUUAUUAAUAUAAUUAAGUGCAGAUAUUCCUCGAACAUACGUUCAAUUGUCAUAACAAUAAUUCGCGAAAGUAUUUGGACAUUUGCUAUGGAAAAUCUUUAUGAAUAUAUCGCCUGUAUUAUAGAAAGCUUUUGAACAAUGAAAUACGGUUAUCAUAACUAUAGUGAUAAAAUCUGAAACCAAUCUGGAAAUGUACGUAAAAGUUGCUAGAGAUUUAUUGCGAGUGUUUAAAAAAAAACUAGUACAUAGUAUAAAAUGAUCGUUUUAAACAUAUAAUUAAUUAGUGAUUGCAACGAAUAUUGAGACUUAUAUUUGCAAUAGGCAUGUUCUAUCGUCUUCGUACAUUUUCGAAUUUGUUUCAAACUUUUGAUCGUGACAGUCGCAUUAUGUGGCAUGUCCUAGAAAAUCCUUCAGAAAAUGUUUCCAUGUAUUUUCAAAUAUUUUCGUAAGCCACUAUAUUUCAAAGCAAUCAAAGGCAGACUAUAAGAGUACAAGAAAUAUCAUUAUGAAACAGUAUUAUUGAAAUGUCUAUAUUUGAUAAGCAGAAACAUUUGUGUAAAAACGAGUUAUUUGCCCGAUGAUGUUACACAGUUUAAAACUGCACGUCUGUCGAUGAAAAAUAUCGCGCUUUUAAAUAAGAUAUCGUUUGCAAUACGACUCGAUAUGUAAAAUGUUUGCACAUGUCGCACGUACCUGAUUGGAACGUGCGUGUUGAUCGGCGAAGUUGUGCCGCGAAUUUCCACGAAACAGAGAUUGAAACUUCACAGUGAGUACAGAGAGAAGAGCGGAAGGACUGCUAUAAAUACGGUCGAUUUGCAAACGUCACAGGAGUUGUAUACUCGUAUGCCGGAUGUGCGAUGUUUGUCAUGAAACGAAGAUAAGCUCCGAGGAUAUGCCUGUUCUAUUCCAUUCCAGAAAAGGAAAUGCUUGAUCUAGAUACUGUGAGAACUACCUCGCUUAUUAACUUAAGAGACGUAAUACAAAAAAUCAUGUCAAUGAUCUUCGUUCAGUACCUACCUUGUACUUCAAAAUAUCUUCUAAUAUCGAAUAGAAAUUCGUACAAGAAGAAAAUUCGCGAUCUAACGUUCCUACGAAGCUUCCCAACUAAUUGAAGGAAUUUGUCAUAGAAAUAUCAGCUGUAUCGAAUUCUUUAAAUACUGACGCACGUGAAAAUACGCUCGAAGGAACAAAGGAGGAUGAGUUCACGUGACAAAAGAAUCCGUAUAUCCAAUUGAGACUAAAAAGUUACGUUUUCGUAUGGCAAGGCAUACGCAUUUUUUUUUUCCUGAAAAAUGUGUCCAAAUCGCGAUCUUCUAUCUAAAAAGCACGGAUAGAUCAUAAAACAGCAAUAAGGCAUGGUAUCGCGAUGUUCUCACUUUUGCGUAGGUUAAAGAUCCUGUCAUUGGCGUUUGUCAACGGAACAACGCGUUCCACGUUAAUCAAAUCGGAUAUUGGAAUGGUAUUUUCAACGAGCGUAAAUGUAACCGGUUUCUUGGACGAGAAAAAAAGAAAUUGGAGCACAGGGUAUCGUUGGCACAGCAGUAAAGGUUGGCUCAAUGAUAUUUCAAGAUACGAAUCGUCGAACGGAAAAUUGCUCGCGAUAAAUGGAGAAAGAAACAGGUAUAUGAGCAGUCGUGAAUAUCGCUGUGAAAUGAAGACACACAUUGAGAGAAGAGGUUUCUUGCUCGACAGUGGAUCGUCGAUCUUUUCGCAGUUCCCUUUGGCGCCAAUCUACCACUCUUGGAAGUUCUCCAAGGAAUUUUGUCCUUCGGCGGAAUACCAUAGUUCAUCCAUGCAGAAGUUGUCGAAUUCGAUGUUAAAGUUCCAUUCUUUCACGGAAAAUCCAUCUUACCAGAAGUCUGCGUGUAAAAAUUUAUGGAGAUCGAGAGGUCUAUCCGAAGCGAUAUUUUGUUCCAUGAGCUUUCGUAACUAUUCCUCCUCCAAAGAUCCCCCUUGCGAUAAAACAUUGAAAUCGGAUGAUUGCGAUGGGACAACAAUCAAAGAUGUUUCUAAGGAUUGUUAUUCAAAGUUUGACGAAGAUGCGGAAGAAUGUCCAAAAUCUUCGAGAAAAUGUCAAUUACCAGUUGAGGAUGAUUGCGAAGAGCAUUCGCCGUUCCCUUGUCCGGACGUAAAAGAUUACUGUCCUACAGUGGCCUAUGAAGAGAAACUUUUGCAACUGGUGACUGCCAUCGGUGCGAUCGUGUUAAUAGGUAUAUCGUGUUACGUUUACACCAAGGUGGAAGAAUCGGAUAAACAACCGAGGCCUGUGUUCAUUGAUGUUCCUUAUAUGAGGCGAAUAACUAAGCCUUUUCCAUGGGGCGACGGGGAACACACCUUGUUCCAUAAUCCCGGGAGAAAUCCAAUAUCUCCGCAUGGUUACGAGGUAGAAGAUCGAAACGCUGUGACGCCAAGCCAAACCGCAGGGUUAAGGGAACGAUAAACGAAGAAGGAUGAAAAUAAGAUUGUCUCAUUCUCGCGUUGAGAAUAUUUAAAUAUUCUGUAAUGAAUUAUAAGGAUUAAGAAAAGCCUUGAAAAUUACAUUACAAUUUUUCAAAUGA
Bombus terrestris (buff-tailed bumblebee) is the source of this 6663-nucleotide messenger RNA. RefSeq lists its product as uncharacterized. Gene Ontology annotation, molecular function: enzyme regulator activity. The record is from RefSeq and is a predicted model, not a curated record. Lineage: Eukaryota; Metazoa; Arthropoda; Insecta; Hymenoptera; Apidae. Gene Ontology annotation, cellular component: mitochondrial inner membrane. Bases 5472 to 6545 code for a protein of 357 amino acids. The transcript is spliced from 4 exons. Gene Ontology annotation, biological process: mitochondrial electron transport, cytochrome c to oxygen.